AUGGGUGUUCCAGCUCUUUUUCGUUGGCUCUCCAACAAGUACCCCAAAAUUAUUUCUCCCGUCAUUGAGGAGCAACCAUAUGAAGUCAAUGGCGAAGUGAUCCCCGUCGAUACGACGAAGCCGAACCCUAAUGGCGAGGAAACGGACAACUUGUACUUGGACAUGAAUGGUAUUGUCCAUCCAUGUACACAUCCUGAGGGCAAACCACCUCCAGCAAACGAACAGGAAAUGAUGCUGGAGAUCUUUCGCUACACCGACCGAGUCGUGAAUAUGGUUCGUCCGAGGAAGCUUUUGAUGAUUGCUGUUGAUGGCGUCGCCCCCCGUGCAAAGAUGAACCAGCAACGCUCUCGACGAUUCCGCUCAGCGCAAGAGGCUAGAGAGAACGAUCAAAAGAAGGAGGAGUUUCAGAAACUACUGGCCAGACAAAACGCUGCUAAGGGAAUUGAUCCGGACAACAAUCUCGAAGAACAGGUCAUCAAGAAAACAUGGGAUAGCAACGUGAUUACACCCGGCACUCCAUUCAUGGAUAUUCUCUCCGCGUCUUUACGCUACUGGAUCUCCUAUAAACUGAAUACCGACCCCGCAUGGGAAAAGUUGAAAAUCAUCAUCAGUGACGCUACAGUUCCCGGAGAGGGCGAACACAAGGUUAUGAAUUUCAUUCGAUCGCAGCGCCAGGAUCCCAGUCACGAUCCAAACACUCGUCACGUCCUGUAUGGAUUGGAUGCCGAUUUGAUUAUGCUUGGUCUUGCGACCCACGAACCUCACUUCCGAGUCUUGCGGGAAGACGUGUUUUUCCAGGAGUCGAAGCCCAGAACAUGUCGUCUUUGUGGACAAACUGGUCAUAAAGCUGAAGAAUGUCGAGGCCAGGCAAAAGAGAAGAAUGGCGAAUUUGAUGAAAAGCAGAAAGCUGCAGUUCUGAAACCUUUCAUUUGGCUAAACGUCUCCGUGCUUAGAGAGUAUCUUGCUAUCGAGCUUCAAGUACCCCAGCAGCGAUUUCCCUUCGAUUUGGAACGAGCUCUCGAUGAUUGGGUCUUUAUGUGUUUUUUCGUCGGCAACGAUUUCUUGCCUCAUCUCCCGUCUUUGGAUAUCAAAGAAAAUGCCAUUGACUUGUUGAUUUCUAUCUGGAGAGAAAAUAUUCCUCUUAUGGACGACUAUGUGACGAAGGAUGGUAUUGUUAAUUUCAAGCAUGCACAACUCAUCCUAACUGGGUUGGGCAAGCAGGAGGAAGCAAUUUUCAGGCGGAGAAGACAGGCAGAGGAAAGGAAAGCUGCCAAUGAACAGCGUAGGAAAGAAGAAGAGAAAGCGCGCAAUGCUGAGAGAUCUCAGAAACGUCGAAGGAGCUCACCAGACUAUACAGCUGGAGAGCCCACUAUUGCUGCUCCACCAUCCAAAGCUCGAAAGUCAGGUGAAGGCUUCAUCGCGUCGACAGAGGUGACAUUGAUUACCCCCAGCCGAGGACACUUGGAUAAGGAGACAAGGCAGUUGACACACAGCAUGGUUGUCAAUCGCUCUGCUAUUUACAAAGCCAAUGAGGCGAACAAGAGUGCUGCCGCUGCUUUGAAAAGCCAGUUGCUGAAAGGUAAACUAGCAGUAAAUGAUGAGGCUGAGUCUGCAAACAGCGAUGGCCCAAGUGGAGAGGACACGGCUCAAGACGAGUCACAGGGAAUAUCGCCGUCUGUCUUAGGUAAGAGAAAGGUAGAAGAUCUGGCCGAUGCGGAUAAUGGUACCCCCGGCAGGGACUCGCCAGUCCCAGCUGGGCAGUCAAAACCCACAGAUGAAAUGCCUCCUGAUACAGUACGACUAUGGGAGCCCGGGUAUACCGAGAGAUACUACGAACAGAAAUUUCACGUUGAUCCCAGUAAUGUGGAAUUCCGUCAUCAGGUUGCAAGAUCAUAUGCUGAAGGUCUACAAUGGGUCCUUCUUUACUAUAUGCAAGGAUGUCCUUCCUGGACCUGGUACUAUCCGUAUCACUACGCACCAUUUGCUUCAGACUUUGUCGAUAUCGGUGAUAUGAAGCCGAACUUUGUGAAGGGCAAACCGUUCAAGCCUUUUGAGCAACUGAUGGGUGUAUUACCAGCUUCGUCGAAUCAUGCUAUACCUGAAAUCUUCCAUGACCUAAUGUCGGAUCCCAAUAGCGAGAUCAUCGACUUUUACCCAGAAGAUUUCCCAGUUGAUCUCAACGGCAAAAAGUUUGCAUGGCAAGGAGUUGUUUUGCUUCCAUUCAUUGACGAGGUUCGACUACUCGCUGCGAUGGAAAAGAAAUACCCAUUAUUGAGUGCAGAUGAGCACGCCCGGAACACUGUUGGAAGCGACGUUCUCCUGCUUUCUGACCAACACCCUCUGUAUCAAGAACUUGCAAUGAACUUCUACUCCAAGAAGCAAGUUGUACCGAAGUUUAAGCUGAACAUGCGUGUCAGCGAAGGACUGGCUGGAAAAGUGGAACGUGACGACAACCAUAUCCCUCACAGCUCUCUUAACCCUCCCUAUGAUGUUGACAUGCCCUCUCUAGAUGAAAACAGAUCUAUGAUGGUCAAUUACGAGAUUCCAAAGUCGACUCAUCUACACAAAUCGAUGCUCCUUCGAGGCGUGCGAUUCCCGCCUCCGACCCUAGAUCAAUCAGAUAUAUCUGCUGUCAAGGCUAAAUCUCGAUACAACGGCGGCGGGCGAGGAGGCUACCGAGGCAACAAUGGUGGCGGCAGAGGCGGAAAUCAGUACAAUCCUCCAAGACCGGGUAUGAACGAACGAGCAAACCCAUUUGCAGCACAUCUGGAUCCAUCCUUUGUCCCACCGCCUCAAGGCGGAUGGGUUCCUCCUGUCGGCGGUGCCGGCUACUCUCGUGGCCCUCCACCUCCUCCACGCGGUGGCAGCUAUGGUUAUCAGAACUCGUCUCGGGGCUACAAUAACUCUGGUUACUACGGCCAAGAUAACAGCUACCAACGUGGUUACGAUCAAUAUGGUUACUCUGCUCCUCCGGCAGACUAUAAUCAACAGGGAUACUAUAAUGGACCGCGAGGUGGUGGCAGCAAUCGUGGAGACCCGAGGGGCUACAACAGCAACCAAGGAGGGUACCAGUCCCAGGGUCGUGGCGGCUACAACUUCAGACGCGGCGAUGGCUAUGAUCGAUACUAA
Molecule: messenger RNA, 3129 nt
Organism: Talaromyces stipitatus ATCC 10500
Lineage: Eukaryota; Fungi; Ascomycota; Eurotiomycetes; Eurotiales; Trichocomaceae
Product: 5'->3' exoribonculease Dhp1
Exons: 6
Coding region: 1-3129 (1042 amino acids)
Biological process (GO): nuclear-transcribed mRNA catabolic process
Cellular component (GO): nucleus
Molecular function (GO): zinc ion binding; 5'-3' RNA exonuclease activity; RNA binding
Source: RefSeq, a predicted model, not a curated record